AUGGGAUUUACGCUGCCUCCACGCAUGAACAACUCUGCUGCUGCCGACAAUGUACGCUCGCUCAUGGCCCGCAAGGAUGCCAUUGAAGCAGAGAUGGAGGCCCAACUCUCGGUUCUGCAGAGCAACUCUAUGACCAUGGACACUCCUCUUGUCGACUCCGAGGGCUUUCCUCUGGCGGACGUAGAUAUAUGGGCCGUGCGCCACGCUCGCGUGCGGAUCAUCGAGCUGCGGAAUGACCUCAAAGCUCUCAUGGACAACAUGUUGCUCGCGUUACAACAAGUCUACGAUCCGAGCGCACAGUCCCAACCAGUAACAGCGGCAGCCUCCUCUACGGAGCAUGCCUCCACCGACACUCCGCAGCCGUUUGCAAAAGUUGAAGGCGUUGCACCGGGGAGCCCUGCCGCUACAGCAGGGCUCUUGCGAGAGGAUCUUGUUUUGUCUUUCGGUCCUCUCACCAAAUCGUCCUUCGCGACAUCAUCGCUCCAACCCCUCGCAGAACUUGUCGCCGCCCAAGAAAACGUGCUCAGAUCGGAUGAUCGCAGGGUAAGACUUACCUUCAUCCCACGACGAGGAUGGGGCGGACGAGGUCUGCUUGGGUGA
This is a messenger RNA of Trametes versicolor FP-101664 SS1, 600 nucleotides long. RefSeq lists its product as uncharacterized. The coding region runs from base 1 to 600 and encodes 199 amino acids. The record is from RefSeq and is a predicted model, not a curated record. Gene Ontology annotation, molecular function: protein binding. The transcript is spliced from 3 exons. NCBI's taxonomy places the organism in Eukaryota, Fungi, Basidiomycota, Agaricomycetes, Polyporales, Polyporaceae. Gene Ontology annotation, cellular component: cytoplasm; nucleus. Gene Ontology annotation, biological process: proteasome regulatory particle assembly.